Papaver somniferum (opium poppy) is the source of this 726-nucleotide messenger RNA. RefSeq names its product F-box protein CPR1-like. The transcript is spliced from 2 exons. The record is from RefSeq and is a predicted model, not a curated record. Bases 1 to 726 code for a protein of 241 amino acids. NCBI's taxonomy places the organism in Eukaryota, Viridiplantae, Streptophyta, Magnoliopsida, Ranunculales, Papaveraceae.
AUGCAUCUCAACCAUGCUGUUGAAAAUAACAAGUAUAGUGUCUUCUUUAAUACUUAUUAUUUGUACGGACCAGCAUCAUGUUAUCACCGUGUAGAUUUUGAUUCAGCUUCCGCAUCAUCCCUGAGUGAUAAAGCUGUCAAGGUUCAAGUUCUUGGAGAAAAAAUAGGAAAAACUCCUUGUGUAUAUCACGGUACCGGUGCAGAUACGUAUUAUUCAUUGAAGCCUUUGAAUGAAGCUAUGCAUUGGGUAGCAAGAAAGAUUAUAGUUACCGAUGAUCAACAAGAAGUAACUGCGGUUAUAGUUUCUUUUGAUAUAGUUGAAGAGAAAACCAAAGAAAUGCGAACACCAAUUGCAAGUUGCAUAUUGAAUGAAGAAUACGAACUUAGAAGUGUAGGAGUGGGUGUGCUUGGAAAGGACCUUUACCUCUCAGUUUAUGUUUCAGACAUAUUUGAGUUAUGGGUCAUGAAGGAUAACGGCGUGGUAGAUUCAUGGACUAAGCUUUUGAGUAUUUCAAAUAAUUGUGGGUCGGCGAUGCCACUAUCAUUCAACGGCGAGAUCAUCCUAUUCACAUGUUACUGUUUACAAGGUAACCAAGUUAAGAAUGCUUUAGUCGCAUAUGACUUGAGAAAUGGAAGAUCCACAUUUUUGAAAAUCAAAGAUAUGCCGAGAAGGUUUACUGCAGAAACUUUUAUGGAGAGUCUUGUUUCCCUUAAUCCAGCCAGGUGA